AUGCUCUCGCCCCGCAAUACCUUCACUCGCGUCUUGUUCCUCGCGGCCUUCUGCACCGUUCUUUUCUUUUACACGCUUCGUCCCAUAUCAGAUCAUCCGCGCAAUUUUCACCAGGAAAUAAUACCUAUUAACAUUACCCAACCCCAUUCGCGAGACUGCUCCCUGGACGCCGCACAUUUACGAUCGUUACAAAAGAAAUACAAUCUCGAAGAUGAUAUCGAUUAUGCGAGGCGAUAUGUUCGAUUUCACCGCCAAGAUAUACAACGGGUUUCCAUGACCAAGCUUGAUAAGGACCUCUUUCCGAAGGGCUUCGAUCGUAUCAAUAUUCAAGAUCCACCUAUGAAGACAACAUGUCUCAAGCCACUCGAGGUUCCAGUACCCCUCUCCUUGACGCCCAAAACUGUUGAUGCUUCCGAGCUUCUUUUCGGCGUCUCUACAAAUUACAAGCGUCUCACAGACGAGAAGACAAGUCCAAUGAAGGAGUGGGCACACUGGUUGACUGACGGGAACGGAAAAUCUAACGGCGCAGGGCUGGUCUUGCGCUUAGUGGAUGCUUCGGAGGAAGAGAUGGAGAAUUCGAGAAAAAUUAUGACGGCAAUGGGUACCAAUGUCAAAGUUUACCAUUCCAAGAGCUCAGACGAAAUGGCGGCACGGUAUCUCUCUUUACUCCCAGCGCUCUACAACGACUCUUCACGAAAGAAUCGCAAGUUUCUUGUUAUGUGCGACGACGAUACUUUCUUUCCUUCCAUGCAUUCCCUCCUUGCUCGGCUCGCUACCUACGACCAUAAGGAGGAACUCUAUAUUGGUACUUUCUCCGAAGACGUCAACAACAUUCAACGCCAUGGUUCUCAAGCUUUUGGUGGCGCAGGUGUUUUCUUUUCUAUUCCUCUUGCAGAGAAAAUCGCCGCUCUCUACGAUCAAUGCAGCACAUCUGAGAAGAUCAAAGAGUCCAACACAGGUUGGGGACCACAAGGCGACAUCCUGCUCCGGAAAUGCAUCUACGAAAACACCGAAGUGCGCCUCUCGAUGCUCCGCGACCUCCACCAACUCGACAUCCAAGGCGACCCAUCAGGAUUCUACGAGGCUGGCCUCGCUCCCCUCUCCUUGCACCAUUUCAAAGGCGGCAUCUGGCACGAAGCAAAGCCUUACGCUGGGGCACAGGUUAUCCACGCUUGUGGCGAAGCAUGUUUCCUGCAACGCUUUCAAACCAAGGACGAUUUCAUCAUCAGUAAUGGCUAUUCUGUCGCUCAUUACCCGAAAGGAAUCGACUUCAACGUUCACCAGAUGGAACGUACGUUCUCGCCAGCACCAGAUGAUUACGGGUGGAACCUCGACUUCAUGCUUGGACCUGGGCGAAAAUCCUUAGCAUACACGGGCCGAAAGGUGGCGUGGGAGUUGAAAGAGGCGAAAGUACAAGAUGAUGGAAGUGUGUUGCAGACUUAUGUGAGGAAGUUGGAUGACAGGAGAUGGUCUUAUCAGGAUGGCGAGAAUUGGUAUAGGAUGAUGGAGAAGGACGGUGUCGUGGAGCUUGUCUGGAUACCUUAG
Molecule: messenger RNA, 1545 nt
Organism: Mollisia scopiformis
Lineage: Eukaryota; Fungi; Ascomycota; Leotiomycetes; Helotiales; Mollisiaceae
Exons: 1
Coding region: 1-1545 (514 amino acids)
Molecular function (GO): acetylglucosaminyltransferase activity
Source: RefSeq, a predicted model, not a curated record